UGUUUUCCUUUAGGUUUCUAGAGAUGGGCGCAAGAGAGACCCUUGACUUUCUUCUGUAUGGUUAGGUCCUGGUGAUGGUCUUUGAUCAAUCUCAUGGUAAAGUAAUACUUCAGGAAGUUGACCUAUCCUCCUGAUAAAGAGAAAGAACUGAAAAUGAAGCUCUGAUAAGCACACUCCGUGGCAUGGUUUUGGCCCGUACCAACUAGCACACUCCCAGAUGACACCUAUGGCAUGAUUCAGGAGAUGGCGUGGGCGAGGGACUGUUCUCAACAGGCAUUAUUGAAAAGACUGUAAAGGAGUUUGGAGUACCACAAGAUGUCAGACACAAAAGAAAAGAAGUUGUUGUCAGCUCAGUUGUGCUGUUCUGCACAUAGCAAACAUCAAGCAGAGUAUCUGCUUUUCUCCAGAGAGUUUAAGGAGAUGCUCUCUUUUCUGAGAAGAGCCCAGAGUCUCGAGUAGUUUGCUGGGGAAAAAAGACAAAGAGAUAAAAAACACGGUCAAACAUGUGACAUUGGUGACAGAAGAAGAACAAGAAUGAUUACUUAUCCAUAACUCCCAGCAGUAUGUCAGGGUAUAUACCCAGUUACUUAGACAAGGAUGAGCUAUGUGUAGUAUGUGGGGACAAAGCCACCGGAUAUCAUUAUCGCUGCAUCACUUGUGAAGGUUGCAAGGGUUUUUUUAGAAGAACCAUUCAGAAGAACCUCCAUCCAACCUAUUCCUGUAAAUACGAAGGAAAAUGUGUGGUAGACAAAGUAACAAGAAACCAGUGCCAGGAAUGUCGCUUCAAAAAAUGUAUCUUUGUUGGCAUGGCAACAGAUUUGGUGUUGGAUGACAGCAAGCGGUUGGCAAAGAGGAAGCUGAUAGAAGAAAAUCGCGAGAAGAGACGUCGGGAAGAGCUGCAGAAAACAAUCGGGCACAAACCAGAGCCAACGGACGAGGAAUGGGAGCUGAUCAAAAUUGUUACCGAAGCACAUGUGGCCACCAAUGCCCAGGGAAGCCACUGGAAGCAGAAAAGGAAAUUUCUGCCAGAAGACAUUGGACAAGCACCAAUAGUCAAUGCCCCAGAAGGUGGGAAAGUGGAUUUAGAAGCCUUCAGCCAGUUUACAAAAAUUAUCACACCAGCGAUUACAAGAGUGGUGGAUUUUGCCAAAAAGUUGCCUAUGUUUUGUGAGCUGCCAUGCGAAGACCAGAUCAUCCUUCUGAAAGGCUGCUGUAUGGAGAUCAUGUCCCUCCGUGCAGCAGUUCGCUAUGACCCUGAGAGUGAGACUUUAACACUAAAUGGGGAGAUGGCAGUGACAAGGGGCCAGCUGAAAAAUGGGGGUCUUGGAGUGGUGUCCGAUGCCAUUUUUGACCUGGGCAUGUCUCUCUCGUCAUUUAACCUGGAUGACACCGAGGUUGCGCUUCUUCAGGCUGUUUUGCUUAUGUCAUCAGAUCGCCCAGGUCUUGUCUGCGUCGAGAGGAUAGAAAAGUGCCAAGAGGGUUUCCUCCUGGCUUUCGAACACUACAUUAAUUACAGAAAACACCACGUUGCACACUUUUGGCCAAAACUGCUGAUGAAAGUGACAGAUCUGCGGAUGAUCGGAGCCUGCCAUGCCAGCCGCUUCCUGCACAUGAAGGUGGAAUGCCCCACUGAACUCUUUCCUCCACUCUUCCUGGAGGUGUUUGAGGAUUAGAGACUGGAGCACUCCUGCAUCCUCAUAGCACUACUGGCUGCCAUUUCAUUCCAUCGCCCGGCUCUUCGGACGUUUCGUUUGUUCUCCUUACCUUGUUCUGCUCUGUUUCUUGAGGCAGGGUUGGGUUUCGGGUUGGGUUGCUGGGGAGCUGUUGUAUACACAUGGAUGAGAACAUCCCUUUAAUGCGGGUACUUGUGACUAUUGCAGUUUGUUCCUCGGUCCUUUGAUGUGAAUGCUUUGACAGCUUAACAGUGAAAAUAUAAACAGACCAAUCUCAUUCACCAGCAUUAUGUGGUCACCAGCUCACGUGCAUCAUUACUUGGAGAACUUGGGAGAUAAAUUGAAGUGGCAGAAAAUAAAUUGAUCCCCAGAUUAAAGCAGCUAUUGCUAACUUGACCUUGGCAAUUCUGUCCAGUAUUUUGCAGGGCGCUAGUGACCGUUUCAUGAGAUGAAAUUUCUGUAGUCUUCAUGGUUGUUUCUAUGGUAGCAAUCGCCAUUAUGAUCUAGGAUCUUUGUAAUCGUCAUGAUCCCGUCAUUAUCUGAGGACUGUCCAGCAGCUAUGGUUUAACUGUGCCCCGUAAAUCAAAUGUUUAAGAAAUACAGAGAGGUAGAAGAGACUGACUCAUUUUCUUUCCAUGUGUAUAAAAAAAAA
Struthio camelus australis is the source of this 2325-nucleotide messenger RNA. The record is from RefSeq and is a predicted model, not a curated record. NCBI's taxonomy places the organism in Eukaryota, Metazoa, Chordata, Aves, Struthioniformes, Struthionidae.